Gastrolobium bilobum is the source of this 1638-nucleotide messenger RNA. RefSeq names its product pentatricopeptide repeat-containing protein At4g18975, chloroplastic. The transcript is spliced from 7 exons. The record is from RefSeq and is a predicted model, not a curated record. Gene Ontology annotation, molecular function: protein binding. The coding region runs from base 146 to 1012 and encodes 288 amino acids. Lineage: Eukaryota; Viridiplantae; Streptophyta; Magnoliopsida; Fabales; Fabaceae.
GGGGGGGGAAGAUGGGGCUCCAGUUCAGAUCAGAACUGGAAGCAACGAACUUUGUGUGUACAGAAUAGAAAUUGAGCUGAAUUGCGAUUGAAGCUUUGAAAAUUUGAUUGAUUUCGGUAAGGAACAUCCCUUACCAUCAACAACCAUGUGGAGGUCACCUCGAAUCUCUUACCUCGUUGGUAGAUUGAGUAAAUUAAAAGUAAGUAAUGUCGAGGUUAAGCAUGGGCGUUGCUGUUACAGUCUAAUGUCGCCUCCUCCUCCACCCGAUUUGACGACUUCAAAGCCACAGACAAAACUUCAUCCUCCUUAUCACAACGCUGGAGAGAUACCAAAGAAUUAUAUUGGGGAAAAUGUAUCUAGAAAAGACAAGAACAAGUAUCUUCUCACUACACUUCUUGAUCUCAACGACAGCAAGGAGGCUAUUUAUGGUGCUCUUGAUGCCUGGGUUGCCUGGGAGAAAAAUUUUCCCAUCGCCUCAUUAAAAACGAUAUUGAAUGCUCUUGAAAAGGAGCAGCAGUGGCAUAGGGUUGUUCAGGUAAUUAAAUGGAUGCUGAGCAAGGGGCAGGGGACCACAAUGGGAACAUAUGGUCAAUUGAUACGAGCUUUAGAUAUGGACCAUAGAGUGGGGGAAGCACAGAAAUUCUGGGAAAUGAAAAUUGGGACUGAUUUACAUUCAGUUCCUUGGCAGUUGUGCCAUCUCAUGAUAUCAGUAUAUUAUCGAAACAACAUGCUGGAAGAUCUUAUUGGGCUUUUUAAGGGACUGGAAGCUUUUGAUCGUAAACCUCGGGAUAAAUCUAUCAUUCAGAAAGUGGCAAAUGCAUAUGAGAUGUUAGGCGUAGUUAAAGAGAAAGAGAGGGUGCUGGAGAAAUAUAGUUAUCUGUUCACAAAGGAAGGACCAACCAAUAAAAAUAGAACGAACUCGCGUGAGGUAAAGAAGAAAGGGCAACAAGAGGAAUCCAGAAAGGUCUCACCUGUGGAAAAGGAGAAAUCAGACCAAAAUUUUCAGGUCUGAGCUGCACUGCUACUUAAAGUUUCGUUUCAGAAGAAAUGCAUUUCUGUUUCUGGACAGAAAACUAAUUCCAGUCUGUCCUACUCACCAGCUGAAUUUUCUGAAGAAAGAACCUGAGGCUGUUUAUUUUUUGACUGCUUGAAUUCUUAAAGCGAGAUUUCAUGAAUUGCCGCAGGAUGUCUGAGGAUUCAAGUGUUCUAUUGCUUCUAAUAUCAUAAGCCAACAUCAUCCAAUUUUUCCUUUUUUUUUUUCCCGAGCCUGGUAAAACUAGAAGGAAAGCAAACAGAUUUGUAGUGCAUCAUGCACCUGGGCCACAUGUACAAGGUAUUACGAUUUAAAAAAUAGUAGUGUCAAGUGCAGCAUGUAGAAAAGUUGACUGGGUAUCAGCUCUACUCUACAAUGUUCGAUUACUAAGUCCUUUGUGUUGCGUGGAUUCUAGUGUGCUACUUGUGUCAAGGGAAGAACUAUAAGUUCACCAACUGAAUAUUUCACGUCAAGUGUGUUUUCCGUUAUGUAUUUGACCGAAGUUCCUCCAAGUUCAGCUAUUAUGUGAUCACGUAGUUAUCACUUUUUUUUAAUGGAUGACUUAUAAAGACGAUGUUUGGUAGAGGAGUUUUUUUUAGAUUCCC